GUUCUUUGUCUAUCGUCACCCUAAAAAUAAGGAAAAUAACAAUGGGGGAAGCCGGAGAUCUGUUCGAACAAAUCAAAUCAGACAGCACUCGUCUCACCCAGUUCUUCUCUCCGACCUGAUCGGACCAUUUUGUCUCCAAAUUAGGGUUUUGUCUCGUCCAAUUCAAAUAUUUUUGUUGCCGCUAAACCCAUUGAUCAAAUUUUCAUAUAAUACGUUAAUUUUUUCUGUAAAUCUCUUGACCUGAAUUGCAUUCGUGAACGUUUCAAUUGAGUUUGUAGAGCCAGCCCUAGGAGCUUUGAGGUUGUGAUUCGUUUGCAUUAAUGGCGUCGGCUCUGGUUUUGCCUAAUUUGGCUAAGAAGCAAGAGCAUUUGGAAGCUGGAAAGCGACGGCUGGAAGAGUUCCGUAAGAAGAAAGCAGCAGACCGAGCGAAAAAGGUUGUAUCCGCAAGUCACGUUUGUACUGCUACUGUUGCGAGGCAUGACAAGCAACCUUUAGAUUCAAAUGGAGCUGGUACAUCUGAUGGAGUUAGUGAAGCGGUUGUUGAACCAUCACUUGUAGUAGUUGAUGAAAAUAAUGUGAUUGAGUUCGUCGAGAAUAAUGAGCUAGCUUCUUAUAACACACAUGCUAAUCCUCCCUUGCAAACAAAAUAUUAUAACGCAUUAUCUACAGAAACAGUGCAGGCUCCUGUGAAGAAUCAAGAAUUUGAUAGGUACAAUGCAUCACAUUCUGAUGGAACAGUAAAUGUGAAUUAUAGCGCCCAGACACAAGAGAAUAAUGAUGACUUUGCCAUUUCUACUGGAGCCACAGGAAGAACUGCGUAUAGGAUUAUUACAGAUCAAUCUGUUGCUUUCCAUCCUCAAGCAGAAACCAAUGGCAAUUCCAGUCAACCUAGUCAGUAUGGGUUGGAGGAAACCCAUUUAAAAGAUAAUGAAAGUCAUUUGACGGAUUUUACAUUUGGAAGUCCUACUUCUCAUGUUACUGUUACAAAUGUCUCUCUUGAAAAUUCUGGUAGUGUCUUACUGCAAUACAACAAUGGUUAUAGCAGGCCACUGGCCACUGGCCUGACAUUAUCCUCAUAUGAAGAUUCUAUUCAACCUUCCACCAAGAUUACAGAGUCUUAUUUUCAAGUUGGGCAAAACAUACAUGCUGUUACGGAGUCUACUAAUACUGUGAUUUCUGAUAUGGGGGAAAAAAACUCACUUAGUCACUUUCAUAGUGGAAACAGCACACCAUCGUGGCCAUCUGAAUCUCCAUCUACUGCUUUCAGUUUUGAUGGCAGAAGUUCAUCUAGUCAUCUACCACUGUAUCCAGCUGUAGCUGAAAUUAGCACUAGGAGAUCUCGUCCAUCUUUCCUUGAUUCUAUUAAUAUGCCAAAAAUUCCGCUUACUGAACCUGGGAGGGUUGAGAGUUCAAAAUUCAGUGACAGGCAUGCUGUGGCAUCAUCUGCUUUUGAGACGUCAUUUGCCGAGACUGAAACAAUUCAUCCUUUCUCAAAGUUCAGGGAUCCUAAUGUAGCUAGUGCAUUUGAGCAUUCCAUGACCUCUACAGUUUCUGCUAGAAAUGGGGAUGACAUGUAUGGUCAUACUUUCAAUGAAAACAUGGAUAGGAGACACGAUUCUUAUUCCCGAAAACAGGAUGAAGACUUUGCGGCUUUGGAACAGCACAUUGAAGAUUUGACACAAGAAAAAUUCUCUUUGCAGCGAGCUCUGGAGGCUUCACAAACGUUAGCAGAGUCUUUAGCUUCUGAAAAUUCGGCACUGACAGAUAGUUAUAAUCAACAGGGAAGUGUUGUCAACCAACUAAAAUCUGAGAUGGAAAAGUUACAGGAAGAAAUUAAGGCCCAACUGGAGGACCUUGAGUCUCUAAAAAGGGAAUAUGCUAAUGUUCAGCUAGAAUGUAAUGCAUCUGAUGAACAUGCAAAGUUGUUGGCUUCUGAAGUUAUUGGCUUGGAAGAGAAGGCACUUAGACUGAGGUCUAGUGAGUUAAAAUUGGAGAGGCAAUUGGAGAACUCACAAGCUGAAAUUUCUUCCUUCAAAAAGAAAAUGUCGAGCCUUGAAAAAGAGCGGCAAGAUUUACAAUUGACUAUUGAUGCUCUGCAAGAAGAGAAAAAGUUGUUGCAAGUUAAGCUAAUGAAAGCUUCUGUAAAUGGAAAGUUUGUUGAUGUUAGCAAGAAUCCCACUAACAAAAAAGAUGUGUCAACUUCUACAGAGGAUUUAGUCCACUUGAACAAUGCGGAUACUACAGCGGACACCUCAAACUUGGAAAUGCAUAGUACUGCUGGAAGUGAUGCCUCCAGUUCCUCCUUGCUUCCUGAUGAUGGACAGUUAAAUAUUCAAGUUGCAUCUUUAAAUAUUCCGCCUGAUCAGAUGAGAAUGAUUCUAAGCAUUAACGCCUUAAUUUCUGAGUUAUCAUUGGAGAAAGAAAAGUUGAUGCAAGCAUUGUUGGCUGAAUCACAUGAAAGCUCCAAUCUAAAGGAAUUAAACAAGGACUUAUCCCGAAAACUUGAAACUCAAACACAAAGAUUAGAGCUUUUGACUGCUCAAAGUAUGGCAAAUGAAAAUAUUUCAACAAGACCACUAGAUCCUUGCAGCAUGCAAGACAACACUCCAUACGCAGAUGAAGGCGAUGAGGUGGUGGAAAGGGUAUUGGGUUGGAUAAUGAAGCUCUUUCCAGGUGGGCCAUCAAGGCGGCAAACCAGCAAGCUUCUGUGAUUUGUGAGUAAUGACAGCUCUUCAAUGAAAGCUUAUUCGUAGAUUCCACCCCUAUUUUGGUGGUACAGUGAAAGGUCACUCAGAGUCUGUAAUUACUAAUUAUUGAGUCUAUUCUUUUUGAUAGAAGAAAAUGAGUUGUUUUUGAGAGGCUUUUCAACCAAUUGGAAGAUGCAAUUUUCAUCUCGCAUCAGAUCUGAAAAUAAAGAUGGCCCCUUGUUGCUUUUAUUAGUUACUUGGGUCUAUAAAAUUUUAGUGAGACAUUUAUUACACGUGAAAAAGAGAGAAUCACCGGAGAGAGGAGAGAGAAUGAAUUUGGUACAAUCAAAUAUGAGACUGUAAAAUGAAUUGAAUUUGUUUUGUUUUGUAGUUGUCAUAUUUAUUACACGUGAAAAAGAGAAAAUCACGGGAGAGGAGAGAGAAUGAUUUUGGUACAAUCAAAUAUGAGACUGUAAAAUGGAUUUGUUUUGUUUUGUAGUUGUCGUAUUUAUUGUGACAACUAGAAUGCAAGUGACAGAGUGUCCAAAA
Molecule: messenger RNA, 3236 nt
Organism: Camellia sinensis
Lineage: Eukaryota; Viridiplantae; Streptophyta; Magnoliopsida; Ericales; Theaceae
Product: protein BLISTER
Biological process (GO): regulation of growth
Source: RefSeq, a predicted model, not a curated record